GAAUUAAUGAGAAUGCGUUACGUCAACUUAAGGAUAUGGGUUUUACUGAUACUGCUAAAAAUCGAGAAGUUUUAUCUACAACAAAUGGAGAUCUCAACUCUGCAAUUGAAAUAUUAUGCCGUCUAUCUAAUGGAAAGCCAGCUUCCAAAGAACAAACUCCCAAAGAACAGACUCAUUCCUCCACAGACUCACUUGCAUCUAGCGAUGAUAAGUUAGUCCGAUUAUGGAAUAUGGGAUUUCAUGAUGAAGCCAAAAAUCGAGAUGCCCUUCGACGUAGUGGUGGUAAUAUAGAGGUUGCUGCUGCAUUACUUAUUGAAUCCCGUACAUCUGCAACAACAGACAAUACCAAUUUUGUUACCAAGUCUCAGCCAGAGCAAUCUAAGUUACAAUUGACACAAAGCCAAUCACUUAUAGAUUUAACACCUUCGCCACAAAUUUCCACACAAUCGCAAAAUCUUGUAGAUCUUUUGGGUGGGUUUGGUCAGCCAGUUCAGAAGCCAGGUUUGGAUUAUCAUUAUUAUUGCGGUAUUCCUG
Molecule: messenger RNA, 534 nt
Organism: Racocetra persica
Lineage: Eukaryota; Fungi; Glomeromycota; Glomeromycetes; Diversisporales; Gigasporaceae
Source: the annotation of a GenBank genome assembly